CAACAGUCUCAACUCGCAACUACUAGUUUUGAAAGAAACCCUAGAUAUUAUUAAGCAUGGUGUUCAUAAGGUUUGCAGGCUUCAUACAUGCUAUUCUCCUUGUUUCAUUUGCUCUACAAAGUCUUUCUGUACAUGGUCUUCAUCAUCAAGAAAGGAGAUUAGUGGAAAGAAAUUCAAUCCAAGAGACUCAAGAAAAUGAUCCAUCUCUUAAAAAGGCAUCCAAUAAGGGCUUUAAACCUGUUCAGGAAUAUGUUGCUGAAACUUUGGAGAUCGGUAGCGGAUCGAAUGUAGUGCGAAUAGGGGGAAGGAAAAUGGCAAGGAUGUUGAAGGAAGAUGGAGAAAUGGCUUCAAGAUCAAGCACAGGUGAUGUCCAGAAGUUGAAGACGGAAGCAGAUAUGCAUGCUUCAAAGAAAGGACCACAAGACUUCUUGAAUAAUCAAUUAGGACAAGAAAAUGAGUCCGAAGAGAUGACCGUAAGCCCUAGCCAAAGCGCGCUAAAAGAAGAUUUUUCUUGUUCUAGUGAAAGUCCCUCAAGUUUUCGUGCCAACAAGUUGUUUCCUGGUGAUCAUCAAAGCAAUGAAUGGAAAAAAGUACUUGAAGAAGCCGACAAGAAAGUAAUGCAAAUGAUGCGAAGGGACUACGGUGGCAUGAGGAGGCCACGACGGAAGCCUCCGAUCAACAACGACGAGCCUAGAAACUGACUAAACAAAAUAGCGAUUUGGUUUAGUGUUUAGGUGUGUGAUUCAAACUUUAAAAUGAAAAAUAAGAAACAAAGAAGAAGAAAAAGAAAGGGUUAGGUAUAGGCUCACAAUUUUGCUCCCCCUAUAGAAGUGAAGUCCCCUAACAACUAUAGAUAGUAUUAACAACAAGCAAAACCCAAAAUGGUAGUAUUUUUGUUUUUGGGUGUCUGUAUUUUUUGUGUUUUUUAAUAGAAGGGUCAUAAAAUGUUUUGUUGGUAA
Helianthus annuus (common sunflower) is the source of this 959-nucleotide messenger RNA. RefSeq lists its product as uncharacterized. The record is from RefSeq and is a predicted model, not a curated record. The coding region runs from base 57 to 701 and encodes 214 amino acids. Gene Ontology annotation, molecular function: growth factor activity. Gene Ontology annotation, biological process: regulation of root meristem growth. NCBI's taxonomy places the organism in Eukaryota, Viridiplantae, Streptophyta, Magnoliopsida, Asterales, Asteraceae. The transcript is spliced from 5 exons.